Seminavis robusta is the source of this 1610-nucleotide messenger RNA. NCBI's taxonomy places the organism in Eukaryota, Bacillariophyta, Bacillariophyceae, Naviculales, Naviculaceae. The record is from the annotation of a GenBank genome assembly.
AUGAGGUUUUCCAUUUCUGCUCUUGUCCUGUUGAGUGUGGUUAGCAAUCUGCCUGGGGAUGUAUCUGCUUUCCAAUCUGUGCAGCUGUCUUCCAAGGCAUCCUCCUUUGUGGCUCCCUUAUACUUGUCAUCGACCCAGCCUGCCGUGACUACCUUGAGUGCCGCCACCUUGGACACCGAGACGGAAGCAGUGACGACCGAUACAGAAAAAGAAGAAGAUGACCCGUACGCCCUCCUCUUGCUGGAUGCCAUUACGGACAAUGGAGAGGCCGCCACUGUCUUGUUGGACCACAUCAAGAGUCUGGACGACAAGAAGGAUGCCUUUUUGGACAGUCUCUUGCAAAGUGGUCCCGAUGCCACACUCCCCUUUUGGACCACUUCUCGACGCAUGGCACGAACAUCCAAACGCGCACGGUGGGCAUCGCUGCGUCGGAUUCUCAACAUGGCCAGUCCAUCGCGACGCCAAGCGCUGGUGGCCGUGUUGGAAACGAUUGCGGACAUGCCUGUGCGUCCCAACAAGUUUGGAAUUCCGACUGUUGUAAGAUUGGAGAAAAAGGCCAUGCAGGGAGAUGACAGUUGGUUGUUGUCGGCGCCUGUGGUUCCCGAAAUGGACGUUGAAAGCAUGAUGAAUGAUGAGGCAUCCGUGCCACCUUCUGUGGUUGCAGUAGCAGAAGAAGAAGAAAAAGUUGUAGAAACGGAAGAAACAGCCGUAGCUGUUGUUGCAGUGGAGGAAACUGAACCCAAGAAAACCUGGAGAGACCGGAUUUCUGUGGUCAUUCCCAAGCCUAUCAUGCGCCGCCUCUCGGGGAGACAAGCUGCCGCACUUACUCCUACUGACACCAUCGACAGUAGUAGUGCUACCACUACGACUGACUUUGAAUUUGUAGCGGCUCCAAGGGAUCCAGCCACCGAUUCCAAAGCUGUCGUAGUGGAAAAGGAAGAAGAAGAAAAGGAAGAAAACUUGAUGCAACAAAUCAAGGACGCGGGAACAGCCGGUGUCGUUUCCUAUGCCCUCUGGGAGUUUGGCUUUUGGGCCAUCUCGGUGCCCAUUUGCAUUGUUGGCUAUCAACAAGUCACGGGACAUUGGCCUGACUUGACCAAUGCCGACGAUCAAGCCAAGUUGGGUGCCGAAGCCUUUGCCUUUGUCAAUUUUGCCAGGUUCGCCGUGCCAUUGAGGAUUGGACUGGCCCUGGGGACCACACCGUGGAUUCAAGAAAACAUUGUGGAUCGAUUCUUUAACAAUGACGACAAGGAAGAAACCAAGGAAUAAAGAGAAAAGUUAUUACUAGCUGGGCGAUUGGAGGAGUCCGCAUCCGAAGUCCAGCAAAAUAUGAAACGACAAUAGCCAACGGGGAACACAACAAGAUCACGGCUGAAGCACCAGGAAACCCAAGGCGAACCAACCGUCGACAACAAACAGCGUAGCCAGGAUACAAUACUGUUGUAGCGGUCAUUCGGGCGACAACGAAGAAGGAAGAAAGAAGCUGAGCGCAAUGAUGCAGCUACAAAUGAUUGGAGGAGUUUACAAGCAAAUGCCCUCGCUGGAUGAAGAUAUGUACGGUAUUUGUAUUUUGGUAGUAAAGAGUACGUGUAUAGCAGAUAUAUAUUAUU